Molecule: messenger RNA, 393 nt
Organism: Penicillium mononematosum
Lineage: Eukaryota; Fungi; Ascomycota; Eurotiomycetes; Eurotiales; Aspergillaceae
Exons: 2
Coding region: 1-393 (130 amino acids)
Source: RefSeq, a predicted model, not a curated record
AUGGCAAUGGCAACGACAACGGAUAUAAGGGAAUGCACCUGCAGCGGUUACUACGAAGAGCUUCGCGCUGAGCUUCACUCUCUUCGUACCGCCGUGACAAGUCCGAAUCUACGCUCUGCCGGAGUGCACAUAAGAGCGCUGGUUGACGACCCUACGCAGGCAGGGGACAAGAUCCGUACAGCCCUUCAAGACGACGUGACGAUGGCGAGUAUUGAUAUCGUGGGCCUCAACCCCCCUUCGCGAGCUACGGUCAAGGUGUUUGCCGAUUCGGACGAAGGCGUCUCAAAGCUUCGCCGGGCAACGUACUGGCUAGACGCAUUGCCCGGUGCUCAGCUGCAAGGUGGACAAUGGUAUCCUGUCAAGUUAAAUGAUGUCAAGAAGGAAAGCGUCUAA